Aspergillus aculeatus ATCC 16872 is the source of this 1890-nucleotide messenger RNA. Its product is annotated as serine/threonine-protein kinase. Lineage: Eukaryota; Fungi; Ascomycota; Eurotiomycetes; Eurotiales; Aspergillaceae. The transcript has 5 exons. The record is from RefSeq and is a predicted model, not a curated record. Gene Ontology annotation, molecular function: protein serine/threonine kinase activity; ATP binding. Bases 1 to 1890 code for a protein of 629 amino acids. Gene Ontology annotation, biological process: protein phosphorylation.
AUGUCGUGGAAAAUCACUAGAAAACUAAAGGAAACCCACCUCGCUCCUUUGACCCAAACCUUCGGGCGGUCGUCCUCCACAUCCACCAUCAAGGGUGACUCCGGCGAAGAGACUCCUGUGGCCUCGCAAACGCCUUCGAUCUCACCAUCCAUUUCCAACGGGAUCAAUGCCUCGGAAUCUCUGGUCUCCCCGCCCGUGGCCCCUGUCAAGCCCGGUAUUCUGAUUGUCACCCUCCAUGAAGGUCGAGGUUUCGCUCUUUCACCUCAUUAUCAACAAAUCUUCAACUCGCACUUCCAGAGCAACAAUGCCUAUGGCAUGCGUCCCAGUUCAUCCUCCUCCCACUCCGCGCAUGGCCAAGCCGGGUCCUUCGUACAAAGCGCCCGUCCACAGUCGACGAGCGGAGGCAUCAAUGCUGCCCCCACCAUUCAUGGUCGCUACUCCACCAAGUACCUUCCUUACGCUCUCUUGGAUUUCGAGAAGAAUCAGGUCUUCGUCGAUGCCGUGUCUGGAUCACCGGAAAACCCCCUCUGGGCGGGCGACAACACUGCUUACAAGUUCGACGUUUCGCGCAAAACCGAAUUGAAUGUCCAGCUCUAUCUUCGUAACCCUGCUGCUCGUCCAGGUGCCGGUCGCAGUGAGGAUAUUUUCCUCGGUGCUGUCAAGGUUCAUCCUCGUUUUGAGGAAGCUCUGCCACACGCAGAGGAUCCUAAGAGUAAGAAGGACAACAAGCAGCCACAAGAGCGUCAGCUUGGCCAACUUGGCGCGGAAUGGUUGGAUCUUCAAUUCGGCUCCGGUUCCAUUAAGGUUGGUGUCUCGUUCGUCGAGAACAAACACCGCAGCAUGAAGCUGGAGGAUUUCGAACUUCUUAAGGUCGUUGGUAAGGGCAGUUUUGGCAAGGUCAUGCAGGUCAUGAAGAAGGAUACGGGUCGGAUCUACGCCCUCAAAACCAUUCGCAAAGCUCACAUCAUUUCCCGCUCCGAGGUGACACACACCCUGGCGGAGAGAUCAGUGCUCGCACAGAUCAACAAUCCUUUCAUUGUCCCGUUGAAGUUCUCCUUCCAGUCGCCGGAGAAAUUGUAUUUUGUUCUAGCCUUUGUCAACGGAGGUGAGCUGUUCCACCAUCUUCAGCGGGAGCAGCGGUUUGAUAUCAACCGCGCUCGGUUUUACACGGCUGAGCUUCUCUGUGCUUUGGAAUGUCUGCACGGUUUCAAGGUCAUUUACCGUGAUCUCAAGCCCGAGAACAUUCUUCUCGAUUACACUGGCCAUAUCGCGCUGUGCGACUUCGGUCUGUGUAAGUUGGACAUGAAGGAUGAGGAUCGGACGAACACCUUCUGUGGUACUCCCGAAUACCUCGCCCCCGAGCUCUUGCUUGGCAACGGAUACACCAAGACUGUCGACUGGUGGACCCUAGGUGUCCUCCUUUAUGAGAUGCUGACGGGUCUCCCCCCGUUCUACGACGAGAACACGAACGACAUGUACCGUAAGAUUUUGCAAGAACCUUUGACGUUCCCUAGCACCGACAUUGUUCCUCCCGCUGCUCGGGAUCUCUUGACGCGACUACUCGACCGUGAUCCUCAGCGUCGACUGGGUGCCAAUGGUGCCGCGGAGAUCAAGUCGCACCACUUCUUUGCCAACAUCGAUUGGCGCAAGCUGCUCCAAAGGAAGUAUGAGCCAAGCUUCCGACCCAAUGUGCUGGGUGCUCGCGACACCACUAACUUCGACCGUGAAUUCACGUCGGAGGCCCCACAAGAUUCCUACGUCGAUGGUCCUGUUCUGUCGCAGACGAUGCAACAACAGUUCGAAGGCUGGUCUUACAACCGUCCGGUUGCUGGUCUUGGCGAUGCUGGUGGCAGUGUCAAGGAUCCCUCCUUCGGAAGCAUUACCGAGUAA